Molecule: messenger RNA, 128 nt
Organism: Eimeria tenella
Lineage: Eukaryota; Apicomplexa; Conoidasida; Eucoccidiorida; Eimeriidae
Exons: 2
Source: RefSeq, a predicted model, not a curated record
AUGCAGAAACUGACUGCACUGAAGCAGCAGACGGUGCAGACGCAGAAGGCGAAAGUUCGUAUCCUUAGAAACGAGCAUAAGCUCUCAAAGGCGCUGAACGACUUCUACGAGAAAGAGCAAAUAGUGAA